Molecule: messenger RNA, 612 nt
Organism: Suillus subalutaceus
Lineage: Eukaryota; Fungi; Basidiomycota; Agaricomycetes; Boletales; Suillaceae
Exons: 2
Coding region: 173-547 (124 amino acids)
Source: RefSeq, a predicted model, not a curated record
CAGGGCCAGCGGCCUAAGCCCAGAGAAAGGCAGACAAGCUGAGAUGAUGAUGGAUGCUAGCUACGAACAUGGUGAAACUUAGUCUACAUGCUGACUAAGCUGUGGAAAGGGCCGAUAGGACCCUUGGUGCGUAGCUCCUGCCCUUGGGACCCCUGGUCCAACGGUGCUGCUAAUGUCCCGCGCGGUGCUGCUAAUGUCCUGCAAGGUGCUACUAAUGCGCUACGCGGUGCUAUUCAUGUCCUGCGCGAGGAUACAAGUACGAUUGUUGUUGUCCAUGAUGUCCUGGAACGGUUUGUUGAUGGCAUCUAAUGAGGCCCCCCGUCCCAAGACUUUUUCUUUCAUGUCAGAGAUACCGGAUUCUAGGACUUCUAAUUUGGCCUCUAUGCGGCGGAGAAUGUCGUUCCGAUCCUGUGAACUCCCUGCAGGCUUCGUCGGGCUUGCUAUUACGAUGACUUUCCUCAUCGUUAUCAAGUGGGGAAAGAGCUGGCGAAUAGCGAGUCGUAAAAGAUAUUGGGGAUAUGUUGCCGAUGGUACUCUUGGGCAUUAGACACAUUAACAAGCCGAUUCUCAAAAUGCCAAACGUCAUUGACACACCAGAAAGAAAGUUGCUAU